AAAGCACAUCGACGGAGAAAGAAGUGAGCAAGACGCUAAUAAGUCAGUCUUAUUAUUUCUUAUCCAGUUUGCAAUAUUUACGUCGUAUAAAAUACAUAUUUGAUUAUUUAUUUAAGGAUAAAGUCGUCUCGAAGCGCUAGAAGCACUGUGCCGCUUCUCCUGCUAUCUUUGCUUGUUAGUUAGCUUAGCUCGCUAGUUAGCUUAGCUUGUUAGCUGCUAACAGAAGACACAGAAGUUGUCAACACAUCGCUAAGUAGAGAUCAAAUGUGAGUGUAAAGUGUUGUGAUUGUGUGAAAAUGUGCGAAAGAAUAGCAAAGUACGAGGAGGAACUUUGUCCGACAAAAGAGGAGAAGGAGCGACAACGUCAACUACUUGAUGUUUAUUAUAAGAAACAUCAUCAAGUUGUGUUACACAGAACAGAUGUCUGUGAAGAACAUCGUCUCUCUGAGCAACAGGAGUGGGGCUUCAGGAUGGUGAAGGAGGAGCCACAGCCCUCUUACUUUAUAGAGGAAGACAAGGACCCACUCUUCCUCCACUUUAAAGAGAAAGAGGAGGUACCAGAGACCCCACACUUUAUAAAGAAAGUGAAGGAUCUACUGACCCCCAACAUUAAACAGAAUACGGAGGAACCACUGACCCCCCACUUUAAAAAGGAAGAGGAGGCGCCACAGACCUCCCACAUUAAAGAAGAAGAGAAGGAACACAGCGUUAGUCAGGACGGAGAGUAUAUUGAAGGACUGGUGGAGUUCCCAGUGAUUGGUGUCCCUGUGAAGAGUGAAGAUGAUGAGGUCAAAGGUGAAAGUGAGGAGAAGAGAGAGGCGGAGCCUCCAAGCAGCAGCUCAACAGAAGCUGAUGGAGACCACUGUGGAGGAUCACAAGCAGACAAGCUCUUAGCUCCACUAUCAGAUAGUGAGGACACAACGUCACACUCUCCUGACACUGAUGAUGAAGACUCUAAAGAUGAUAAGACAUGUCACACUGACAACACUCACUCGAAAUGUUCUCACUGUGACAAAACAUUUAAAUACCAGUGUCAUCUGAAAGUACACAUGAGAACACACACUGGAGAAAAACCUUUUAUCUGCUCAGUAUGUGACAAAGGUUUUGGACAACGUCAAAAUUUGAAAUCACAUAUGAGAAUACACACCGGAGAAAAACCUUUCAUCUGUUCAACGUGUGGUAAAGGUUUUGUUCUAAGAAGCAAUUUGAAAGAACACAUGAGAAUACACACCAGAGAAAAACCUUUUAUCUGUUCAAUCUGUAGUAAAGGUUUUGUACAAAGUAACAAUUUGAAAGUACACAUGAGAACGCACACUGGUGAAAAACCUUUUUUCUGUUCAAUCUGUGGUAAAGGUUUUACAGAAAGUCAGAAUUUGGAAAGACACAAGAGAACACACACUGGUGAAAAAUCACAUUCCUGUUCAAUCUGCAACCGAAGCUUUUGUUCCCGAUCAAACCUUGUAGCACACAUGAAAACACACACAGGAGAGAAAGUGUUGAGUUGCAGUGUGUGUGGUGAAAGAUUCUCUUAUAAGUACCAGUGUAAGAAACACAAGUGUGCUGGUGAGAACAGCAGCAGCAAAUGAAACUGCAGGAUUUGAAAUAAAGUGUCAAGACUUUAAUUCGGACUUUCUAACAACAUCAGCACAUAUAACAUGUGUGACAUUGUUGAUUGUGUAACAAUCUUUUAAAGGCCUACUGAAACCCACUACUACCGACCACGCAGUCUGAUAGUUUAUAUAUCAAUGAUGAAAUCUUAACAUUGCAACACAUGCCAAUACGGCCAGGUUAGAUUAGUAAAGUGCAAUUUUAAAUUUCCCGCGAAAUAUCCUGCUGAAAACGUCUCGAUAUGAUGACGCCUGCGCGUGACAUCACGGAUUGUAGCGGACAUUUUGGGACAGCAUUGUGGCCAGCUAUUAAGUCGUCUGUUUUCAUCGCAAAAUUCCACAGUAUUCUGGACAUCUGUGUUGGUGAAUCUUUUGCAAUUUGUUUAAUGAACAAUGGAGAUAGCAAAGAAGAAAGCUGUAGGUGGGAAGCGGUGUAUUAGCGGCCGGCUGCAGCAACACAAACACGUAGUGGCUACGUCGUAGCCGGUGUUUCAUUGUUUACAUUCCCGAACGAUGACAGUCAAGCUUUACCAUUGGCCUGUGGGGAACUGGGACAACAGAGACUCUUACCAAGAGGACUUUUGAGUUGGAUACGCGGUACCGUGAGUACGCAACUGCGGCUUCCAAACAUUUGAUCGCUUGCCCGUACGUGCGUGCCGCUAUGUGCAUGUCACGUACGUAACUUUGGGGAAAUAUAUGUGCUGUAUGAACUUUGCGGAGGUGAACGGUACUUUGGGCUGUGGGAUUGAGUGUGUUGUGCGGGUGUUUGAUUUGUAUUGGUGGGUUAUAUGGACGGGAGGGGGGAGGUGUUUUUUAUGCAGGAUUAAUUUGUGGCAUAUUAAAUAUACUGUAAGCCUGGUUGUGUUGUGGCUAAUAGAGUAUAUAUAUGUCUUGUGUUUAUUUACUGUUUUAGUCAUUUCCAGCUGAAUAUCAGGUCCCACCCGCCUCUCACAGCAUCUUCCCUAUCUGAAUCGCUUCCACUGCCCUCUAAUCCUUCACUCUCACUUUCCUCAUCCACAAAUCUUUCAUCCUCGCUCAAAUUAAUGGGGAAAUCGUAGCUUUCUCGGUCCGAAUCGCUCUCGCUGCUGGUGGCCAUGAUUGUAAACAAUGUGCAGAUGUGAGGAGCUCCACAACCUGUGAUGUCACGCUACUUCCGGUACAAGCAAGGCUUUUUUAUCAGCGACCAAAAGUUGCGAACUUUAUCGUUGAUGUUCUCUACUAAAUCCUUUCAGCAAAAAUAUGGCAAUAUCGCGAAAUAAUCAAGUAUGACACAUAGAAUGGAUCUGCUAUCCCCGUUUAAAUAAGAAAAUCUCAUUUCAGUAGGCCUUUAAUAUGCUUCUACAUUUAUAGAGUUUUUCAGUAAAGUACAUGCAUUGAUAUGCAACAUUGUGUACUUUUAUUUUGACAAACUAUUACAAGAAGAAUACUUUUACUAAAAAGGUCAGUAAAUCCAAAGCAGUACAAAACAUGUGAUACAUUUAAUUAACAUUUAGUGUAUAUACAUUUUGUACAAGAUCAUUUACUUUUAAAAUGUUUCACUUUAUGAAUCAUUUGUUGGGUCUCCAUAAUCCAUUCUAUUAUCUUGUUUACUCUUUUGUAGUAUAAAUAUUGUAUUGUGUUUGUUUUAUAUGCAUGUCUCCAGAUCUUUUAGCAAUAUAUGGAUGAGAGAAGAUGGCAUAAAUAUUUGUGGAAGGUUAU
Molecule: messenger RNA, 3305 nt
Organism: Entelurus aequoreus (snake pipefish)
Lineage: Eukaryota; Metazoa; Chordata; Actinopteri; Syngnathiformes; Syngnathidae
Product: zinc finger protein 239-like
Exons: 2
Coding region: 297-1586 (429 amino acids)
Biological process (GO): regulation of transcription by RNA polymerase II
Cellular component (GO): nucleus
Molecular function (GO): RNA polymerase II cis-regulatory region sequence-specific DNA binding; DNA-binding transcription factor activity, RNA polymerase II-specific
Source: RefSeq, a predicted model, not a curated record